UGCGCGUGCAGAGGCAGAGACAGGCUCAGGAUGAGACAGAUCAGCGUGCGCUGCUACACAUGACCAGACAGAGAGUGGCCUGGACACACACCGAGGACAGCCUGCUGAUGCUGUGCCGCGUCGCCAGCAACUUCCUCAACCGAAAGCUGAAGAGGCCGUUCGUGCCCUGGACAGUGGUGCGUGACAUUCUGCACGCUGAGUUUGACUCGUCUCAGGAUAAGACCUCUCUGGCUGUCGGCCGCCGCUCACGCUACAUCAUGAAGAACCCACAGACCUGCCUCAACUACAGGAUCUGUCUGGCUGAGAUGUACCAGGAUAAAGAGCUGAUCUCCAGAUUCAGCAGCCGCACUGGAGACUACAACGAUCUCCAGGUGUGUGCUUUGGAGUAUAAGGAGUUUGUCAGCGCUCUGAGGUCAAAGUUCAGCUCCAGUUACGGCCCCAGUGAUGUCAUCAUCCCAGACACCCGACAGCAGCUCUUCGACAGGUUUAAGGUGUACGCUGUAGGAGACGAUUCACUCCAGCGCACUCAAGACGUCUUGAAGAAGCAGGAGGACAUUGAUGUUUUGGUGCUGUUUAAUUUAAUUCAGAGCACACUGGUGCUGACCAACGCUCAGAUGAAGAACUACAGACCCUUCCAGGUACACACACACACACACAUACACAGAUGUAGACACACACACAGAGCAACACAUAUACACAAAAAUGUAGACAAAGACACACAGCUCCACUUCCCUUUACUUCGCUCUGCGGAUGGGGAAGAUCUCUGCACGGUUAUUAGUGAUGAUGGAGGAGGAGGAGGAGGUGAUGUUUACCUGCUGACUGUGGAGUAA
Danio rerio (zebrafish) is the source of this 830-nucleotide messenger RNA. The record is from RefSeq and is a predicted model, not a curated record. NCBI's taxonomy places the organism in Eukaryota, Metazoa, Chordata, Actinopteri, Cypriniformes, Danionidae.